UACCUUAAGUAGAUGGAUUCUCAAUUUUAAGUCAAAGAACGUCUUUUACUCUGUUUCCCAAAUAAGUCAAUAGCCAUGUUCUGCCAUAAAAGGAAGUUACCCUAAAGCAGCAUGCUAUGAAAAACUGUCAUCGUUGGACCAGACAGACGUUUCUCAUUGUCUGAAUCAUAUAAAACUUACGAAAGAGUGUACUUUUCACACACACACAGAGGUUUUGUGAUGGAGGGAUCUGCAAUGGUACGUGGGAAGGUGUUGCUUUCGAUACUAGUCAUGGUGGGUUUCGCUUGUGACGUUUUGGUGGAGAAGAGUCACGCAAUCUGGGUGAACCUACCGGCCGCCGGAACCAAGUGCGUGUACGAGGAAAUCCACCAAAACGUCGUUGUUUUGGCUGAUUACCUUGUCAUUUCCGACUUUGAAUCCAAUCUCACUGCUAUUUCCGUCAAGGUGACCUCACCGUUUGGAAAUGUUCUUCAUCACAAGGAGAAUGUGACACAUGGUCAGUUUGCAUUCACAACCAGCGAGGCUGGUCACCACAUAGCAUGUUUAUCGGUGGACAGCAAUCCCGGAGGUGGAGAAGUGAGUGUUCUCAUCGACUGGAGAACUGGAAUUGCUGCAAAAGAUUGGGAAUCGGUCGCGAAAAAAGAGAAGAUUCAGGGAGUGGAGCUUGAGCUCAAGAAGCUUGAAGGAUAUGUUGAAGCCAUCCGCAACCACGUGUUUUAUAUUAAGGAAAGGGAAGCGGAAAUGAGAACAGUGAGUGAAAGAACAAAUGCAAGAGUGGCCCAUUUCAGUAUCAUGUCAUUGGGAGUCUGCAUUGCAGCUUCAAGUGUCCAGUUGUGGCUUCUGAAGCGAUUUUUCCGAAACAAGAAGCUGAUCUAGGGUUUGCAGUUUCAAUGAAGUAUGAGGAAUACUUGAUGCUGUGGCUGUGGGGCAUAAUUAGCACCUGUACAUCUUAAAUAAGUUCUAGCAUGCAUCUCGGACUAUUUUCAAGGAUUGAUGCAAUGAGGAUAAAUACUUGUUGAAUUUGCAGAGCUAUGCUACCACCUACUAAUUUAUUUACACCGCUAUUAUCCCAA
This is a messenger RNA of Syzygium oleosum, 1073 nucleotides long. Its product is annotated as transmembrane emp24 domain-containing protein p24delta3-like. The record is from RefSeq and is a predicted model, not a curated record. The transcript has 4 exons. The coding region runs from base 220 to 876 and encodes 218 amino acids. Lineage: Eukaryota; Viridiplantae; Streptophyta; Magnoliopsida; Myrtales; Myrtaceae. Gene Ontology annotation, biological process: intracellular protein transport; endoplasmic reticulum to Golgi vesicle-mediated transport; Golgi organization. Gene Ontology annotation, cellular component: endoplasmic reticulum; Golgi apparatus; endoplasmic reticulum-Golgi intermediate compartment.